Molecule: messenger RNA, 954 nt
Organism: Blepharisma stoltei
Lineage: Eukaryota; Ciliophora; Heterotrichea; Heterotrichida; Blepharismidae
Source: the annotation of a GenBank genome assembly
AUGAGAGAAGUAGCUCUUUUAGCAUUAAUGAGAGGAGUUCCACAUACAGCUAAAGUUUUGGGAUUAGAGGAAAGGCAAAUCCAAGAAUGAAUGAAAGAGCUCAAAUAUGAUGACCCAUUUUUUGACUCUUUAAGAAGUUUGGUUUGGGAAAAUAUCAAGCAGCACGGAAUUGAAGAAACAGCAAAACAAUGAAAAGUCUCAACCUUUUCCCUCGAGAAGCUUAAAAGCUAUUAUGAGUCCCACCCUGAUCAUAAACCAAUUAUCACUCCAGAUUGCACCAAACCUUACCAUUUUAACGCUGACGGGAGUUUACCAGUAGAAAUCCCUGAAAGCCAAAUUACCUACAAACCCAGCCAAACUGAAAAAAAUCCAGAAGAAAACAAAAAUUUCUGAUUUGACAAAGAAGACAUGGAACUUGAUGACCCUCCAGAAUCCUCAACCUCUCAAAGCAACGCUAUUAGCUUUGCUAAUAGCAAUAGCUAUGAAUAUAUUAAAACAGAAAUAAACAAUUAUAGCAGUUUGCCAGAGAUAAAUGACAUGUUUGAAGAGUGAUAUGAAGAAGAUGACUAUGAAGUAUAUGUAGAAAAAUUUAAAGUUUUGGAAGAAGAGGAAGAAGGAAAAGUAAAAAAAGGUUCAGCCCCAGAAAACGAAGUUGUAGGAGCAUUUGAUUUUAUUGGAGGAAUCGCAACAGUUGCUCAGCCUGAAAAAGACCAUAUUGAUGCUGCUACAAAAUUGAUGAUUGUUGGGGAAGCUUUGAAAGAAGGAGGUGGAAAAUUUGCAGCGACGGCUAAUAAGUAUGGAAUUAAUAGAAAACAGCUGAGAAAGUGGGUGUUGAAAUUCCAAACUAGUGGAAAUGUAUUCCCAACAACGCUAACUGGAAAGGCACCAUCAGAAACUCUGCAGGCAGUGGCUAAAGAGUUUUUAGACUCAGAAGAUGAAUUGACUGUUUUAUAA